Messenger RNA from Henningerozyma blattae CBS 6284, 2844 nucleotides. It is a transcript of the gene MCD4, whose product is annotated as mannose-ethanolamine phosphotransferase MCD4. NCBI's taxonomy places the organism in Eukaryota, Fungi, Ascomycota, Saccharomycetes, Saccharomycetales, Saccharomycetaceae. The transcript has a single exon. The record is from RefSeq and is a predicted model, not a curated record. Gene Ontology annotation, molecular function: mannose-ethanolamine phosphotransferase activity. Gene Ontology annotation, cellular component: endoplasmic reticulum membrane. Gene Ontology annotation, biological process: GPI anchor biosynthetic process. Bases 1 to 2844 code for a protein of 947 amino acids.
AUGUGGAAUAAACAUAGAAUAACGUUUAUUACAGUUGGGGUAGUAUUCCAUCUAUUUUACCUGUGGUCUAUUUUUGAUAUUUAUUUCGUGUCACCAUUAGUCCAUGGGAUGCAACAGCAUAAGAGCACCAAUGAACCUCCAGCUAAGAGAUUAUUCUUAAUUGUAGGUGAUGGAUUAAGGGCCGAUACAACUUUUGACAAGAUUAAUCAUCCAAUUACUGGUGAAACAGAUUACCUAGCUCCAUUCUUAAGAUCAAUAGUCUUGGAAGAAGGUACUUAUGGUAUUUCUCAUACAAGAAUGCCCACUGAAUCACGUCCAGGUCAUGUUGCCAUGAUUGCAGGUUUUUAUGAAGAUGUUUCUGCAGUAACAAAAGGUUGGAAAGAAAAUCCAGUCAACUUUGAUAGUUUUUUCAACCAAUCAAAGCAUACAUAUUCAUUUGGAUCUCCAGAUAUUUUACCAAUGUUUAAAGAUGGUGCUAGUGAUAUAAAUAGAAUUGAUACUUGGAUGUAUGGUCAUGAAUUUGAAGAUUUCACUCAAUCUUCCAUUGAAUUAGAUGCAUAUGUAUUUAGACAUAUGAAUGAACUUUUUUUCAAUUCAACUGUUAAUGAAACUUUGAAUUAUGAAAUUAGACAAGAUGGGAAUGUAUUUUUCCUACAUCUAUUAGGUUGUGAUACCGCUGGUCAUUCAUAUAGACCUUAUUCAGCUGAAUACUAUGAUAAUGUUAAAUAUAUCGAUAAAAUGGUUUCUAAAUUAGUUGAUGAUGUUACUACUUUCUUUAAUGAUAAUGAUACUGCCUUUAUCUUUACAGCUGAUCAUGGUAUGAGUGCAUUUGGCUCUCACGGUGAUGGCCAUCCAAAUAAUACAAGAACUCCAUUGAUUGCAUGGGGUGCAGGUAUCAAUAAACCAGUGAAGAAUGAAGUACCAAUAUUUGAUAAUUAUACUGAAGGUUGGAAUCUUGGUUCUAUUAAACGUAACGAUGUUAAACAAGCAGACAUUGCCUCAUUAAUGUCUUAUUUGAUUGGUGCUAAUUAUCCUGCUAAUUCAGUUGGUGAAUUACCUAUGAAUUAUAUUAAGGCCGAUGAAAGCGUUAAGUUACAUGCCCUAUAUAACAAUGCUAAAAGUAUUUUGGAACAAUAUUUCGUUAAAGAAAAUGAAGUUAUUGGAUCUCAAUUUAUUUAUAAAGAAUAUCCCAAAUUUGUUGAAAAAUCUUAUACUCAAUAUAUUAAUGAAAUUGAACAGUUAAUUGAAAAAAUUCGUAUUUCAGAUUCAAAUGAAAAUCAAGAUUUUGAUAUUUUAGUCAAUGAAGCGAUUCAAUUAACUGAAGAAUUAAUGAAAAUUACACUCGAAGGGUUACAUUAUUUAACCACUUAUAACUGGAGAUUUAUUAGAAGUAUUGUAACUAUGGGAUUUGUUGGUUGGAUUGUUUACGCUUUUACCAUUUUCUUAAGACUUUUCAUCCUAAGACAAGAUUUUAACAAUAUUAUUAAAACAUCUGUUUUAAAUUAUUUUAUUUCUAUUUCAAUGGGUAUAAUAUUGAAUUAUAUUUUAUAUUAUCAAAGAUCUCCAUUUAAUUUUUAUAUGUAUCUUUUAUUCCCAAUUUAUUUCUGGUGUCAAAUUUUUACUAAUAAAUUAAUUUUACAAAAGGGUGUUAAAGAAUUUUUCAAGAAUAUUUCAAAUGUCAAUAAAAUAAUUUUAUUUUUAUUAACUUUAGGAUUAUAUGAAGGAAUUGUUUAUGGAUUUUUCCAUCGUUGGAUAUUUACCAUAAUUUUCAAUGUAUUAAUUAGUUAUCCAAUUUUAUGUGGCAUUAAAGAUAUUAAGAUUAAUUUCUAUUGGUUAAUCACAAGUGUAUCAAUUUCAGUCUUCACAUUAUUUGAUGCCGUUAAGAUUGAAAGUUUAACUCAAAUCAAUUUAGCAAGUGUAUUAAUCGCAGGGAGUGGGUUAUAUCAAUUAAUUCAAAUUAAACCAAUUAUCAAUUCAUAUACAUGCAAUUUAAUGAAUUUCCAAAUAUUUUUGAUUAUGGCUAUUACAUACUUAACUAAUAAAUCUGUGAAAUCAUUACAAGAAAGAAACGGGCUGCCAGUAGAUUCUCAAAUCUUAAGUUGGGCAAUUAUUUUCAUCAGUUUGAUCGUAGUGCCAUCAUUACAUUAUUUGAAACCAAAUAACAAUUCUAAAGUUAGAUUAAUAAUCAUCUACUUAACAUUUGCACCAGUAUUUAUCAUAUUGUCAAUUUCUUUUGAAGCUUUAUUCUAUUUCGUUUACACCAUGUAUAUAAUCCAAUGGAUUGAAAUUGAGACAGAAAUUAAAAAGCUUCAUUUCUCCAAGAAAGCCAUUUCCAAGGAUGCUAUCAAAGAAGAUUGGUUACAAUUGAUUAGAGUAUCAUUGAUUGGGUUUUUCCUACUACAAAUCACAUUCUUCGGCACAGGUAACGUGGCAUCAAUCUCAUCUUUCUCAUUAGAUUCAGUCUACAGGUUGAUCCCUAUCUUUGAUCCAUUCCCCAUGGGAGCCCUACUGAUGUUGAAGUUGAUAAUUCCUUACAUCUUAUUAUCUAUGGGUCUAGGUAUAUUGAAUAUCAAGUUGAAGAUCGAUAGUUUUACUAUCUCUACACUGAUUAUCUCUACAAGUGAUAUAUUAUCUUUGAAUUUUUUCUAUUUAUUGAAAACCGAAGGGUCAUGGCUAGAUAUCGGUGUCACCAUAUCGAACUAUUGUUUGGCAAUCUUGUCUUCCUUAUUCAUGUUAAUAUUAGAAAUCAUCGGCCAUUUGUUAUUGAAGAAUGUCGAUACCCUCGAAGAUACAACUGCUUCCUCUUCAAAGAACCGUAUAUCUGAAGAGAAGAAGAACAUAUAG